AUGGAGAAGCCAAAGUGGACGUGUGAGAGAGAAAACAUAAGUCAAAAGUAUGGGAUGCCAUACUUCUGUGGGGCCACGUUGCUACAACUCAGUGGAAUUCUUACUGUUUUCUUUUGUGGGAUUCUGAUGUCACACUAUGCGUGGCAUAAUGUUAGUGAGAGUUCAAGAAUCACGACCAGGCAUGUAUUUGCGACAAUGUCAUUUAUUGCAGAAACAUUCAUAUUUCUCUAUGUGGGAAUGGAUGCUCUUGACAUUGAAAUGUGGAGAACGACCAAAUUAAGAUUAAGGAUUAUUCAUAGGGACUUGAAGCCAAGCAAUAUUUUGUUGGACAUAGAGAAGAAUCCCAAGAUAUCAAAUUUCAGAAUGGCAAGAAUAUUUGGUGAAAAUGAGUCACAAGCAAAUACAAAUAGGAUUGUUGGCACUUUUGGUUAUAUGUCCCAUGAAUAUGUUUUGGAAGGCCUCUUUUUAAUUAAAUCCGAUGUCUUUAGUUUUGAUGUCUUAUUGUUAGAGAUUGUGAGUGGCAAGAAGAAUACUGAUUUUUAUCAAUGUGACUGUCUCCAUCUUAUUGGAUAUGGAAUAUUACUGGAAGGGGACGAAGUAGCUGUAAAAAGACUAUCAAAAAGAUCUGGACAAGGUUGGGAGGAACUAAAAAAUGAAGCAAUGCUCAUAGCCAAGCUCCAACACAAGAAUCUUGUUAGACUUUUGGGCUGCUGCAUUGAACGAGAUGAAAAGAUACUAGUUUAUGAAUAUAUGCCCAACAAAAGCUUGGAUUUCUUCCUUUUUGAUCGAGAAAAGCGCAGGAUAUUAGAUUGGAAGACUCGAGUUGGAGUUAUUGAAGGAAUUGCUCAAGGACUUCUUUAUCUUCAUCAGUACUCCAGGUUAAGGAUUAUUCAUAGGGAUUUGAAGCCAAGCAAUAUUUUGUUGGACAUAGAUAUGAAUCCCAAGAUAUCAGAUUUCGGAAUGGCAAGAAUAUUUGGUGGAAAUGAGUCGCAAGCAAAUACAAAUAGGAUUGUUGGCACUUAUGGUUAUAUGUCCCCUGAAUAUGCUUUGGAAGGCCUCUUUUCAAUCAAAUCCGAUGUAUUUAGUUUUGGCGUCUUAUUGUUAGAGAUUGUGAGUGGCAAAAAGAAUACUGGUUUUUAUCAACGUGACUGUCUCCAUCUUAUUGGAUAUGCAUGGGAAUUAUGGACAAGUGAUAGGGGAUCAGACUUGGUGGAUCCACUACUUGAUGAUAUAUCAUCUAUGCAGACAGUAUUGAGAUAUGUUAACAUAGCUCUCCUCUGUGUCCAAAAGAGUGCAGAGGAUAGACCAACCAUGUCUGACGUUGUCGCCAUGCUUAGCUAUGAAGGUGGAGUUCUACCUUAUCCCGAAGAACCUGCUUUCUUGAACGUGAGAAGUAUGUCGAAGGCAAACCCAGUUAACAACAGGCCACAAAUCUGUUCACUGAAUGGUGCAACGAUUUCAACUAUGGAAGGCCGGUAACAUUUGAAAGUUCAGCCAUAAGUGUUCAUAUAUAUUCUCUGAGUAAAUUGUCAGAAAACAUUCAAUCUCUGUGCCUAUGGUCUAUAACAUUAUUCCGUUGUGAUCUUUGGAUCUUUAGCCAUAUAUUUGGUAUUACAGUUUCUGAUAUGUAUCAUGAAAAAUUGUUUGAACUUCUUUUAUGCCUUGACAGUCUAAUAGACAAGCACGGAACAAGGGGGUCCUUAUCAAAAUUAGGUUUUAUCCGGCCUUC
This is a messenger RNA of Corylus avellana, 1729 nucleotides long. The record is from RefSeq and is a predicted model, not a curated record. Lineage: Eukaryota; Viridiplantae; Streptophyta; Magnoliopsida; Fagales; Betulaceae.